Messenger RNA from Brienomyrus brachyistius, 3258 nucleotides. RefSeq names its product choline transporter-like protein 2. The record is from RefSeq and is a predicted model, not a curated record. NCBI's taxonomy places the organism in Eukaryota, Metazoa, Chordata, Actinopteri, Osteoglossiformes, Mormyridae. The coding region runs from base 457 to 2679 and encodes 740 amino acids. Gene Ontology annotation, molecular function: choline transmembrane transporter activity. The transcript has 22 exons. Gene Ontology annotation, cellular component: membrane. Gene Ontology annotation, biological process: transmembrane transport; choline transport.
GCCUAAGCAACUGUUAUCUGGUAGACAGUAUUCUCAAAUUGGGAUUUAUGAUUUUAUAUAAUCAAGCAAUUGAGUGGAUAAACCAGGGAAAAGGGCCUCUUAGGGAAAAUAAACAAAGAAAUUCGGGAAAAGGCGAAAUCCUGGAUCACCUGGCCGCACCUUUGGUUCCGCAGUGUUGGCAUCGAAGGAUGUUAUAUGUGCCUCUUAAAAAUCGUAAUGGACAGAAAACGAGAACCGAAACCGAGGAAGUGAGGGGGAAAACGCAUGAGAACGAAAGCAAUGGCGACCGCCGAAGGAAGCGCGGUGAUUCUGCCAGGGCUGGUUUAACAGGUCUGACUACCGUUUCCACUUAAAACGAUUUAGAAAAGCGGAAGUGAAGAAGUGGAGUACAAGAGCGUGCAGCAGAGUACAUCCCGCAUUACUAUCCAAAUAAACCAAAGGUUCUUCUUUUCCACGAUGCCUGAGGAAUACUAUGGGAAGAACGGAGAGCCAAAGAAGUUCGAUCCUACAUUCAGAGGGCCCAUUCACAACAGGGGCUGCACUGACAUCAUUUGCUGCAUCCUCUUUAUUUUGGCUAUAUUGGGUUAUUUUGCAGUGGGAAUUCUGGCAUGGUCUCAGGGGGACCCCAGGAAGGUGAUCUACCCUACGGACAGCAGGGGGCAGUUCUGUGGGCAAGUUGGUACCCCUUUGGAGAAGAAACCCAAUCUGUUCUACUUCAACAUCAUGAAGUGUGCCAGCCCACUGGUUCUGCUGGAGCUUCAGUGUCCAACCACACAGAUCUGUGUGGAGAAGUGUCCCGACCGCUUUAUUACUCUGAUGCAAGCCCAGAAGACAACGGAUAUGGAUUACUACAAAUCCUACUGCGUGGGAGGCAUGGAUGUCUCCAAAAUGGCGGCGCCAGAAAUCCUGAAGAAUGGGCUUUGUCCCUCGAUGCUCCUUCCCAGCAAACCCGUGACCCGCAGGUGCUUCCCAGCUUUUGGCCAAAAGGACGGAGUGCUCGUCGUGGGCAACAACACCCAAUUCAAUGACCAACAAGGGACGACCAUAAAUGCCGUUGACCUUGUCAAUGGUGCCAGGAAUGCUACAAUAGUUAAAGAGGCCCGUCAGCUGGCCAUGAAGAUCUUCCAAGAUUACACUCGUUCCUGGUACUGGAUCCUCAUUGGGUUGGUGGUAGCCAUGAUAAUCAGCCUCAUCUUCAUCGUUCUCCUGCGCUUCCUGGCAGGAGUGAUGGUGUGGGUCAUGAUCGUCAUGGUCAUCCUGCUCAUCGGCUAUGGCAUCUUUCACUGCUACAUGGAGUACGCCAGCCUGAAGGACCAGCAGGGAGCCAACAUCACCCUCAAAGAGCUGGGCUUCCAGAGCGACCUCACCGUCUACCUGCAGAUCCGCCAGACGUGGCUGGCCUUCAUGAUCAUCCUCUGCAUCGUGGAGGUGAUCAUUAUACUCCUGCUGAUUUUCCUCAGGAACAGAAUCUGUAUCGCCAUUGCGCUCAUCAAGGAAGCCAGCAGGGCCAUCGGCUAUGUGAUGUCAUCCCUCGUCUACCCUCUCUUGACCUUUGCCCUACUAGCGGUGGUGAUAGCGUACUGGGCCGUCACUGCCAUCUUCCUGUCCACCUCCAGCGAGGCGGUCUAUAAAGUGUUCAAUGACACGGCGUGCAAUUACUCUCGGCAGACCUGCAAUCCGGAGAACUUCAACACUUCCACGGUCAAAGCCGUAUGUCCCAGCGCCAAGUGCCUGUUUGCCUUUUACGGGGGCGAGAGUCCAUACCACAAGUACCUGAUCGUGCUGCAGUUCUACAACCUCUUCCUCUUCUUCUGGUGUGCCAACUUCGUGACGGCAUUGGGUCAGAUGACCUUGGCUGGUGCCUUUGCCUCCUACUAUUGGGCCUUCAAGAAGCCGGAUGACAUGCCUGCGUUCCCCAUAUUUGCAUCUUUGGGCCGAGCGCUCAGGUACCACACUGGCUCUCUUGCCUUCGGUUCCCUGAUCCUGGCCAUCGUCCAAGUGAUCAGGGUUCUGCUGGAGUACCUGGACCACAAACUGAAAGGAGCCCAGAACAGAUGCGUGAAGUUUCUGCUUUGUUGCCUGAAGUGUUGUUUCUGGUGCCUGGAAAAGUUCAUCAAGUUUCUCAACAGAAAUGCUUAUAUCAUGGUGGCGAUAUAUGGCAAAAACUUUUGCACCUCGGCCCGGGAUGCUUUCUUCCUCUUGAUGAGAAACGUAAUCAGGGUUGCUGUGCUGGACAAAGUAACGGACUUCCUGUUGUUUUUGGGCAAGCUUCUCAUUGUUGGAGCCGUGGGGAUACUUUCUUUCUUCUUCUUCUCCGGGAAGAUAAAGGGGACUGACAAUGUGGUGCCACAUCUCAACUAUUACUGGGUUCCCAUACUGACACUGGUUGUGGGCUCCUACCUUAUUGCACACGGUUUCUUCAGCGUUUACGCCAUGUGUGUGGACACACUCUUCCUCUGUUUCUGCGAGGACCUGGAGCGGAACGACGGCUCUGAAGAGAAGCCCUAUUUCAUGUCCCCGAAGCUCCGUGACAUUCUCUUUGAGGACAGGGCGUCUACGGAGGAGAAGGGAGAGCGGGCCGAACAAGAGGAAAUAGCUUCCCAGCCCGAGCAUCUAGUCAGCGGUGGUGCGACUGCAGUAACAUCUGGGUCGAUCGCCCCAGAGCCGUUGCAGACUUGAUCGAACACGUCUGGGCCGUGACAAGGAGCUCUGUGAACAUUCCUUCACACAAAGUGCCGUGGGACCUACAACGGCUGCAGGGGCUCCCUUGGAUAACGGCCGCAGCUUUGAGUUGGCUGCAAUUUGGCAAACGUAGAGUGUGGAAAGAUGUGCAUUCGCUCCUGUGCACAAGAAAAGGCUGAAACUUGAGACAUCUGGCCAAGAAUUGGAAAAGCCCCAAAUGGCAUUGGGUUAUGGGUCAUGCAUGUUCUCGACUGUGUUAAAGAGCAACCCAGGUGCAACGACUCAAUGUGCCUGACGAGUGUGGGCCGUCUGUCCUGCUUUAUAUGAAUAUAUGCAAGGGGACGCCUUCUGUCACAGUCAGAAAGUGGGAAUCCGGGUUGUUCGCUGGUGCCGUAUCUUUCAGCAGUGCUGUAUGGAAGAGCUUGUUUCGUAACAUGUGACAGACACAGACUUGCCUUGAAAGUUCAGGCUGCUGGUUAGCACCGGGACUCUCUGUAUCGGCAUGCCUUCAGCUCUUUCUCUUGCAUGCGGGCGACUGUGCUUUUAAUGCCUUAUUAAAACACCCAGUUCGUUGGA